Messenger RNA from Oncorhynchus mykiss (rainbow trout), 1222 nucleotides. Its product is annotated as cholesterol 25-hydroxylase-like protein 1, member 1. Gene Ontology annotation, molecular function: oxidoreductase activity; iron ion binding. Lineage: Eukaryota; Metazoa; Chordata; Actinopteri; Salmoniformes; Salmonidae. Gene Ontology annotation, biological process: lipid biosynthetic process. The record is from RefSeq and is a predicted model, not a curated record.
CCAGUGGGAGGACAGUGUUGCAGGCACGAACUUGGAACUGGUCAGUGCCGAAAGGUUUGUGUGUGUUCCGGAAGAUUAACAAAAUCCACCAGAAAAGGACUUAUUGUUGAAAUUGUAUGUAACAAAAAAAUUACAAAAAAACAGCUGUCUCAUUGAUGUGAGAGCCAAGUCCUUAGCUCAGCACUAUAUAAAGGGAGAAUGUCUUCUCUCUGCACAUUACAGCCACAGGCAUCCAGAGUAACCAGGAUGUUGAACAUUAGCAAGAUUCAGCUGCCUUUGCAGCUUCCUACCUUCUCCAGAUCCUCUGAUAGGCUUCUUCAGCCUCUAUGGGACUAUUUCCUUUUCAACCACUACUUUCUCAUCUCCUCUCCCUUCUUCCCUGUCAUACUCUGCUUCUCCAGUUACUUCUUCUCCAGUCUCCCCUUUGCUGUACUAGACCUCCUGGGAGACAUGGUCCCCUCCAUUCACCACUACAAGAUCCAGCAAGAGAGACGUCCAACCAUGGGGAUGAUGGCAAAGAGCUUCGGAAGGGCUGUUUAUAACCACUUGAUCUUUGUUCUGCCUGCUGUGCUGACUCAGACCUGCUUUAUGCCUUCAGUGGCGCUGCCUUCCAGUGCUCCAACUGUGGUAGAGGUUCUCAUUGAUGGACUUGCUGCCCUUCUUCUUUUUGACACCCAGUAUUAUAUGUGGCACUUUGUGCACCACAAGCAUCCACAACUGUAUCGGUGGGUCCAUGCCAUCCACCACGAAUACAUGGCACCCUUUUCCUGGAACACCCAGCAACUCAGCAUUCCAGAACUGAUAACAGUGGGAUUCUGGAGCAACCUGGACCCCAUCCUGCUGAAAUGCCACCCUUUUACUACCUGGUGCGUCACCAUCAUCAGUAUCUGGAUGUCAGUGGAGGACCACAUAGGCUAUGACCUGCCAUGGGGUCUCAACCACCUGGUACCAUUUGGUCUGUUAGGAGGAGCACCAGCUCAUGACAUGCACCACCAGAAGCCCAACAGUAACUAUGCACCUUUCUUCAGCCACUGGGACAGGCUAUUUGGCACUGCCAUCCUGCCAGGGAAAAUAACUGAGAAGAAAGUUAUGUAUUCACUGUAAAUGGGACCAUUCAGUAUAAUUUUGAUUACCCUCAUGCUUCCAUGUUAAUUAGAAUAAAUGUAUUUGUUUUUAUUAGUAAUUUACCGACAUCAAUUGUAUUAAAAUGUACUAAACGUUA